CGACGAACUUGCUCUCGACAUUCACGAAAUUCCUCUGGUAUAUCAUCAAGCUCUCUCAUGUCGCUCUGACUCUCUGUAUACUAACGACCGUAUGUCUGUUUCUCAAGACAUCGACGAGGAGCGCCCGGAGACGCCGCUUGCACUCGACACAGCUUCGAGUGUCAAUGCGGAGGCGGCAGCACUGCAGUCGCCCUCGACAGCCUCGACCGCCAGCUCUUCCUCUCAUCAGUUUGUGCUCCCGAUUCCGACCCCCUCGACGAACAGAUCAAGAGCAUCCUUCUCGCUCCCCGAUCAGAACGAUGAAGCGGCAGUAUGGUCACUGGACUCCCUUCCGCCAGAGAUCAAGAAGGCGGACGUGAGCAUCGCGCCCGACGGGAGUUUCGUGGAGACGCCGUCGGGCGCGGCGGCGCAUCAGCUGAAGCGCAUCUACGACCAGAGGCUCGGAGUUGGCAAGGACUUCCGCUCCCCGUUCGCGAUCACAGGCUUUGUGAAUCAGCAUGGGAGGUGGAUGUACCGCGUCGGGUACAGAGACAUGUCCGCCCCAGCGGCCUCAGCAGCCGAAGUUGAGGCCAGUCAGGCUCGCUCCUCCGCUGUACCCGAGGUCCGCCCCCGCGAACCACCCACUGGAGGUCGCACGAAGCGCCGAUCCCGCAUGAGCGUCCACACCCUCCUCAAUCCCUCGAUGUUCAGCAAGGGCAACGCCGCCGCCGCCGCCACACGCCCUAUGCCCAACGCCACACCCAAGAAGCUGCGCAAGACACGCUCGAUCCCCGACAUGGUUAGCACAACAGCUUCUGGGUCACGACCUCCGUCCGGGCGCGGCCACUCGCACAGCGUGACCGCCGCGGACAUGCUCCGCCUGCCCAGCACCGAGUCGAACGCGUCUCAGAAGCAGCGCGACAUGUUUGCGGACGUGAUGAACCUCUCGGGACCCUCUCCCGGGCAAAGCACGCACUCCCUCGUCCACUCCGAUCGCUCCUCGUCGUCCUCACUGCUCAUCCCGUCAAUCAUUCCAGCGCCAUUCGGCCAGGGUGUCACCUUUGACGCUCCAUCGCCGAAGCCAUCAGCGCCUUUCUUGCCUCCUCCAAGGUUUCUGCGCGAAAUGCAAUCCUUCGAGUCUGUCAUGACUGCGCGCCAAGACGAUGUCCGGUCCGAUCUGGAGUACGACGGCGAGCGGCCCCCUUCCGCGGUCCGGCUUCGGCCACCAACUAUCCACGAAGCCGAGACGGAAGCGGAGACAGCAGAGCCCGCGCCGGAGAAGGAAGCAGCUCAGAUAGCCGAUGAACCUGCAUUAUUCUCCCGAUACACGACGGAGGUCUUCGACGUCUUACAGACUUACCGUGGACUGCCGCAGUUAGAUAAGCUCUCGGCCGCGGAACAGGAAGACUCGACAGUUACUGUCAAGCUCUCUUUAUCCUCCGACGAUACUGCGGCACCGCGCGAUGAUCCUCGAUUCGUUAUUUGGGGCGACGUAACGCUGGACCCAACUGGGGACGAUGUGUCCGUGUCAGGAAGCUGGACCGACCAGUCCGCGCCUUCCAGCGGCGCUAUCUCGCGCAAGCAGAGCACCCGCUCAGGCCGACAGAGCAUCAAGGGCAAGCACGCCGAGGUGCCGCAAUUGCGCGUAUGCCGCGAUGGCAGCUCGCACCCGCACAAAGUGAUGCUUGCAGCGACGAUCGAGCGCUGGAUCGCGCAGCUCACGAGCGACCUCGACUACGAUGAGCUGCUCGUGUUCUUCCUGACGUACCGCACGUACGUGAGCGCGGUCGACCUAUGCCACCUGCUCAUCUGCCGCUUUCACUGGGCGCUGCAGCAGGGCGAGACGCCGCAGGAUGAGAAGACGCGGCGGAUUGUGCGCGUGCGGACAUUUGUCGCGAUCCGGUACUGGCUGCUGACGUUCUUCAAUGUGGAUUUCCUGCCGGAUCGCGAGUUGAGGGCGCUGGUGUCCAGUUGGCUGAACACACUCGUGCGAGAUCCGGCACUGACAAAGCAUACGGACGGCUUGAACAUCGUGCGUAAGCUUCGCAAGGUCGCGAAGGACUGCCAGCGCACGCAUUCGCGACGUACGGGGGAUGUGCGCAAUAGGCCAAGAGCGUCGACGAAGUCAACUUCGCCACCGCGACAUAUAUUCGGCGAGAAAUUUGCGGAGGCCACGCGGCGAUCUGACGCGGAGGAUGAGGACUCGGAUGUAGAACUGGAUUUUCUUGACAGCGACGGCGGCGCCUCUGGCACGGCGACGCCCAGCGGGAGCUUAGCUGCGCCACUGCCCGCGACGAUACCCUUGACCUCGCUGAAUAUCCUCGCACGAACGGAUCAUGCACCAGGGCCAGGCGAAGAUAGCUUACCCAUCGUGCAGACGGCGCGCACGCUGCCAGUGCACCACAACGCGCUCUCCCGUGUCUUUGUAAAGACCAUCGGACGAAUAGGCCGCUGGAAGCGGGUGUUGAACUCGCGCGCGCUGCCGCCGGCGCCGAUGAACGACAGCGGGGACGUGUCCGCAUUCGAUCUCGAGUGGAACGUAUCGCGGGACAUGCUGACUGUGCAAGGUGGCGUGGGCGCCUACUUGAAGAUGAUUGGGCAGCCGGAGGAUCAAGGGGAGGCAGCGCCGAAGCAGAGCCUGGCGACGGUGAGGCCGUCGGAUGUGUCGGAGGCGUCGACGACGAUGCGCCCGAGGGCGUCAGCAGAGCGUAUUGUGUCGACUGCGUCUACGAGCACGGCCGUUGAUUCGCCCCUUGACCCGGCGAAUGUACCCCUGCCGCUACCCACACCAGACGUACCACCUGAUUACGAGCCGAGCUGGGAGGUCCCGGAGGACAGAGAUGCGGAUGCGGUCACCCUUAGCUCGGAGGCGUCGCGUCCCUCGACAGACGAGUCUGCUGCGCUUGCGCCUAGUACGGCGUCAACCUCUUCUUCCUCGCCGAGGCCGAACAGAGCAUCAUCAAUACGAACCUCGUCAACGGACUCAUUUGGCGCACCCUUGCCGCAAGGGAACUUCACGGCGGCUUUCCGCGCUCCUGGAGGGGCGCCAUACCACUUUGACGUCGCGUCUAUCGAUGAUUUAGAUCUGUCGGACGAGUCUUCAGACGAAGGCGGGCCAACCGCACCUCCAGGAUUGGGCGGACAGCACAAGCCCGCGCGCAAACUGCCAUUACGAAGAGACUUCGAGUUUGUUCAGCGUCCAGAAAGCGCGUCUUCGAUGGGCGUCAUCUCCCGCGGAUCGUUCGCAUCUGGUUCGGAGUUCUCUGAGGGCAGCGCCAACCGCUCGUCGGCAGCCUCAUCCAGUAGUAUCGGCGGGCCGGUGACCAAGUGGCAGCUCGAGGCGCUGAAGAAGUCGUUGGCGGAGCAGGAAGAGGAAGGCGACGUCGAGGCAGCAUUGCGGCAACUUGAGGGCCAGAUCAACCCGAACAAGGUGCAGGAGAAGCGCGCGAAGGUCGAAGGCUGGAUGCGCGAUAUCAAGUACCGGCUGAAGACGGGGGACUAUGAUGAGGAUGAUGCGUCGUUCGUGGACGAGGAUCUGGAGGAAGACGGUGAGGGCGAGGAGGAUGAGGAGAGGGAGGAGGUCCGCUCUCGGUUGUCCGUCGAUAGCUCCGGGCACGAGCGCGAAGACACCGCCAUCCAGGAGAUGUCCACCACGCCCAUGCCAGACCAGACCUUGCACCGGCGAGCAGAGAUCGGCUCCCCUCCGCGCUCGGGCGAUGCGAAGCCUGCACCCGAGGACGCCGUCCCGAUGGAGAUUCUAGAGAGCCGCAUGCCCUCGCAGUCGCCUGAUCUGCCCAAGAUCGGUAUGAGCCUUCCUCGGGCGAGCGACCCUGACCUACCGCGCUUCCACAAGACGUUCGUGAUGAACUACAAGGCGGAGCAGCUGGUGCAGCACUUCUCGAUGAUCGACCGCGAGCUGUUCAUCUCCGUCAAGUUCGACGAGCUGAUAUCCGGCGACUGGCUGUUCUGCGAAGAGGUGAAUGUGCUGGACUGGGCGCAGUAUCUGAAAGAUCGAGCAAGAUGGAAGGCGGAGCAGCGGUGUGCAGACAAGACGAGUGCGCUGGCUGCUGUGCGUGCGCGCUUCAACCUGUUGGCGAACUUUGUCGUCUCGGAGAUUGUGCUAACGCCGCCGAACGAGCGCCCGAUGGUCGUGGAUAAGUUCAUUCGGAUAGCUUGGAAAGCCUACCAGUUGAGCAGCUUCAAUACGCUGAUGGCGAUCCUGACCGGCCUGCGGAGCGACUGGGUAGCGAAGGCGAUGCGUCGACUGUGGCAUCGGUUGGGCAUGUUUGAGACGCGCAUGCUGAAUGACUUCAAGCAAUAUACGACCAGUGAGGGCGACUUCAAGUAUAUUCGCCACGCAGUCGAGGCGAUCGCCGAUUCGAAGCCGCUUGACACGGGCUCGCAUGCGCCAUCAGUGGUCAGCGGUGGUGCAGGCGACACACCUGGGAAGGGCAAGAACGGCGGGGACAGGGCUGUACCUACGGCCUGCAUACCUUUUAUCGGUAUCUACCUGGCUCCUCUCAAGCGCUUCAGCCAGCUUCCAGAUCUUAUUGAUCCUACUGCGCCUCAUGAGAUCGUCGGCGUCGACCCUGUCACGAACAACUACGACCCACCGGCACAUCCGGAAGUGUUUGCAGCACUGAAGCCCUUGCCACCCAGCAUUAACCUCGAACCCUUGAUCAACGUGCAGAAGCAGCGAUCCAUCGCAGGCGUUGUACGCUCGCUGGUCACUGGGCAGCACCUCGCGAGCCGAGUGCACUACCCCAUCGACAAGCGCGUCUUCCAGAAGUGCUUACGACUGCGCGGACUGGAUACCGACAUGCUCCAGCGGGCUCUGGCGAUGUACUGAUAAGUGCGCAGCAGCUUCUACUUUUCGUGUAGCUUGCGCGCGCGUAUAUACGUUUGUUCACGACGGGCAUGUGCAUACUGUAUACCGUCCGUCUCCGCUCGUUGGUUUGCAGAUGCUUUUUGAUGAUAUAGACGUAUCCAUCGUUAUUAUUUACUCGACGUUAUUAUGUGCUUGGGGAGCUUUGGAGGAAGAGGAAUGGCAGUAACAGAAUUCUCUUGAUCUAUUACUCCAG
This is a messenger RNA of Schizophyllum commune H4-8, 5060 nucleotides long. RefSeq names its product ras GEF. NCBI's taxonomy places the organism in Eukaryota, Fungi, Basidiomycota, Agaricomycetes, Agaricales, Schizophyllaceae. The record is from RefSeq and is a predicted model, not a curated record. Gene Ontology annotation, cellular component: plasma membrane. Bases 92 to 4828 code for a protein of 1578 amino acids. The transcript has 6 exons. Gene Ontology annotation, molecular function: guanyl-nucleotide exchange factor activity. Gene Ontology annotation, biological process: positive regulation of GTPase activity; Ras protein signal transduction.